AUGGCGGGCUCGCCGGCGCAGUUCCGUGGCCAGGCGCGCCUCCCGCGCUCCGCGGCCCCGCUCCACUACGGCCUCCGCCUCCGCCCGGACCUCGCCGCGUGCACCUUCUCGGGCGCCGCGGCCGUCGACGUCGCGGUGCGCGCGCCCACCCGGUUCCUCGUCCUCAACGCCGCCGAGCUCGACGUCGACCGCGCCUCCAUACGCUUCCGGGAUUUGGUGCCGUCUGAGGUGGUCCAGUUCGAGGAGGACGAGAUCCUGGUCAUCGGGUUCGACCGGGAGCUGCCUGCCGGCGAGGGCGUGCUAACCAUGGAGUUCACCGGGACUCUCAACGAUCGGAUGAGGGGAUUCUACAGGAGCACAUACGUGUACAAUGGAGAGUCAAGAAACAUGGCGGUUACACAGUUUGAAGCCGCUGAUGCACGGCGGUGCUUUCCGUGUUGGGAUGAACCUGCAUUUAAGGCUAAGUUUAAGAUAACACUAGAAGUUCCAUCUGACCUGGUAGCAUUGUCCAGCAUGCCAGUGGUUAAGGAGACAGUCAGCGGAUCUAUCAAGACCGUUUUGUUAACUUAAUUAGGAACCAAAGUUCGUGUGUACACUCAAAUUGGCAAGACCAAUCAAGGAAAGUUUGCGCUAGAUGUUGCUGUGAAGUCACUGGAUCUAUAUAAAGAUUAUUUUGCCACUCCUUAUCCGCUACCUAAGUUGGAUAUGAUUGCUAUUCCGGAUUUUGCUACUGGCGCCAUGGAGAACUAUGGGUUAGUCACUUACCGUGAUACAGCUUUGCUAUAUGAUGAGCUAUUAUCAUCAGCAUCCAACAAACAACAGGUAGCAAUCACUGUUGCACAUGAGUUGGCUCACCAGUGGUUUGGCAAUCUUGUGACCAUGGAAUGGUGGACUCACUUGUGGCUAAAUGAGGGUUUUGCUUCCUGGGUAAGCUAUUUAGCAGUAGAUUCUUUGUUUCCUGAGUGGAAUAACUGGACGCAAUUCCUUGAUGAGACGACCUCUGGCCUCACACUGGAUGCACUUGCUGAGUCUCAUCCUAUCGAGGUUGAAGUAAACCAUGCCAGUGAAAUUGACGCGAUUUUUGAUUCCAUAAGCUAUGACAAGGGAGCUUCUGUUAUUCGUAUGCUACAGAGUUACCUUGGUGCAGAGCGUUUUCAGAAAGCUUUGGCUUCAUAUAUAAAGAAGUAUGCCUACUCAAAUGCCAAGACUGAAGACUUAUGGGCUGUUCUUGAGGAGGAAUCUGGGGAGCCCGUUAAGGAUUUGAUGACUGCAUGGACUAAGCAACAAGGAUAUCCUGUUAUUUAUGCAAAACUUAAUGGACAUGAAUUGGAACUUGAACAGGAACAGUUUCUGUCUGACGGAUCGUCUGGUCGUGGCAUGUGGAUUGUUCCUAUAACAUCUUGUUUUGGCUCGUACAAUGAACAGAAAAAGGUUUUAUUGAAAGACAAAACUGAUAAGAUUCAUAUUAAAGAAUUCACUGCCUCUCAAAGUUCUGACGGAGAGAAGAGUCAAAACAUUUGGAUCAAAUUGAACAUUGAUCAAACUGGAUUCUGUAGGGUGAAGUAUGAUGAUGAACUUGCAGCUGGACUUGUAAAUGCCAUAAAAGCCAAGAAGCUCUCACUAAUGGAUAAGAUUGGUAUUGUGGAAGACUCAUAUGCCCUUUCUGUUGCUCGCAAGCAAACACUGACAUCAUUGCUGCGACUGUUGAAUGCUUAUCGUGAUGAGUCUGAUUACACUGUACUUUCACAUGUAACAUCUGUAUGCUUAAGCAUUUCUAAAAUAUCAGCUGACGCCACCCCUCAGUUGAACAGAGAUAUCAAACAACUGUUGAUCAACCUUCUUCUGCCAGCUGCCAUAAAAUUAGGCUGGGACCCCAAGGAUGGCGAGAGCCAUCUUGAUGUAAUGCUUAGAUCACUGCUCUUGACUGCCCUGGUCAGACUCGGACAUGAUGAAACUGUAAACGAAGGAGUUCGGCGUUUCCAUAUAUUCUUUGAAGACCGCAAAACUUCCCUUCUUCCACCAGAUACUAGAAAGGCUGCAUACCUUGCUGUGAUGAGGACUGUUAGUGCCUCAAACAGAUCCGGUUAUGAUGCCCUCCUCAAAAUCUACAGAGAAGCAGCUGAACCACAGGAGAAAUCACUUGUCUUAGGCUCCCUGUCUUCAUCACCAGAUAAAGAUAUUUUUUUGGAGGCAUUGAACUUUAUACUUACUGAUAAGGUACGGAACCAAGAUUCAUAUUAUAUUCUUGGUGGCAUUAGCUUGGAAGGACGUGAAGUUGCAUGGGCCUGGCUGAAGAAAAACUGGGAUCAUGUGUUGAAGACAUGGACCACGAGCGAGCUCAUAUCAGACUUCAUCGACUCCAUUAUUUCACCGUUCACCUCCGAGGAGAAAGCUUCUGAGGUCUCCGAGUUCUUCGCGGAUCGCAUCAAUCCAUCGUUCGAGAGAGUGUUGAAGCAGAGCCUCGAGAGAGUGUGCAUCAGUGCAAGGUGGAUCGAGACCAUCAGGAGCGAGUCCCCCAGCCUUGGUCAGGCAGUGCAGGAGCUGCUGCAGAACCAAGCGUAA
Molecule: messenger RNA, 2562 nt
Organism: Panicum hallii
Lineage: Eukaryota; Viridiplantae; Streptophyta; Magnoliopsida; Poales; Poaceae
Product: aminopeptidase M1-B-like
Biological process (GO): proteolysis; peptide catabolic process
Cellular component (GO): cytoplasm
Molecular function (GO): zinc ion binding; peptide binding; metalloaminopeptidase activity
Source: RefSeq, a predicted model, not a curated record